Molecule: messenger RNA, 3281 nt
Organism: Vicia villosa (hairy vetch)
Lineage: Eukaryota; Viridiplantae; Streptophyta; Magnoliopsida; Fabales; Fabaceae
Product: truncated FRIGIDA-like protein 1
Exons: 4
Coding region: 67-1590 (507 amino acids)
Source: RefSeq, a predicted model, not a curated record
AUAAAAUUGAAUGGGUACAGGAGUGUUCAGCAUCUCAAUUCGCAAAUCCCCAAUUCAACUCCAACAAUGUCCACAUCAAAAACAAUCUCAGAAGCACUGAAUCUCAUCGACACGAAGAAACAAAAUCUCAAAAAAGCCUUCGAAAAUCUCCAACCCCACUGUCCCUUCCUUCAUUCCCUUCCUCUUUCAUGGCUCGAACUCGAUUCCCACUUCACCUCUCUCCAACACUCCCUCACUAACCGCUUCCACAUCCUCCAAUCACUCGAACAAUCACAUUCAAAAUCCCAAUCAAAAGCCCUAACUAACUACGCUAACCCUAACAACCGAACAUCCAAACACGCUAACUAUCCGUCCCACCCAUCUGAUGCUUACGGCAUUUUGUCGAACCAGAACAAAUUGAACAUUCUGUGUGAGAAGAUGGAUGGUGUCGGGUUGAUGAAUUACGUUAUCGAUAAUCUCAAGGAUAAAGUUAGGGUUCAGGAGGAACUGAUUGAAGCAUUUCGAUAUGCGCCGGAUGUAGGGGUGUUGGUUCUGCAAAUGCUGGAAAGGUUUCAUGGGUUGAAAUUGAAUGGUGAUUGUAAUGAUUGGAGAUCGAGGAGGAUGGGGAGGGUUUGUGUUAUGUUGUUAAGGGUUAUGAGUUUUGGUGGUGUGAAUGUGAGUUAUAAGGCUAGGGAGAAAGCGUUGAAGGUGGCUGUUGAUUGGAAAGGGAGUUUGAUGGGUGAUUGUGGAAAUAUUUUGAAGGCGUUGGGGUUUAUGUAUUUGGUUUAUGUGUUUGGUAUUGUUUCUGAGUUUAGCAUGGAUGAGCUUGUUGAAAUUUCUACCGUGGCUGCAGUUAAUGUCGAGUUCAUGCAGCUUUGUCGUGAUGUUGGUUUGACAGAUAGGGUUCCUGAGAUUGUUCAGAAACUUGUUGAUAAGGGCAAAUAUGUUCUGGCUGUCAAGUAUGUUUUUGAGUUUAAUCUUGUUGAUAAGAUUCCACCAGUUCCUAUUUUGAAAGCGUGUGUGGAUGCAUCUAAGAAACUUGCUAUAAGACUUUCCCAGGAAGGAAGGCCAUGGAUAGAAGUUACUGAUAGAGAAAUGCGUGUACUGAAAACGGUAAUUGAGACUAUUGAGAAUUAUAAGCUUGAAUCUGAAUAUCCACGAGCUAGCCUGGAGCAGCGUAUAGAGCAGUUGAAGGGGAAGGGUGCAAAUAUGAAAGACAGAUCACCAGCUUCUAUUCUAAAUAGACAUACACUACAACGACGGCAACGAAAGAGAAGAAUGAAGAAGCAGCAGCAAAAUGGGAUCAAGCUUCCUCGAACAUUCACUUCAGUUGGUCCAGAAGCUGUCCUCAUGAGUGUAAGUGAUAAUAAUUCAACAAUAUGCCAGUACGAACAACCUCUUGUCAGGCCCUCAGGUUUGCUUCCAAACCAUCCAAAUCCAUACACAAGCUCACCAGCCACUCCGCUUGGCAUCGUCGCCCCUACGCCAACCAUGCCUUCUUACACGAGUCCUUCAGCUGGUCCCAGCGGAAACCCCAACCUAGGUGGUUCUCAUCUAAACUCAUCAGAGCCAAAUGUGCCAUCUGCUUAUUAUGAUGGGGAAGUGGCGUGAAAACGUCAAGACAUAAACUCUUGACCUCUCUGAUUCUGGCUACGUUUUGUGUCAUUUAAGCAGCUGAAGCCAAGGAAAAAAGAAGAACAUCAAUGAUAGAAAAUAGAAAAAAUUUCCCUAUCAAUGGUGAUGAUUGCAUUAACUUAAAGAAAAUGAUUAUUUAUUUGGCACUUAAAUUUCAUGUGAAUGCUUCUAGUUCUGUAUUCUUCAAGUUGAUUGUGCUAGUCUUAUGGUGAAGGUAUGAUCAUUCAUGAAGCUUCUAUAUUCAUUUUCAUUAGCUGCAAGUAACAAGUUGCUUCUAGUUUUUAUUUUAGUUUAGUUUGCACUAGUUGUGAUUGAAAAUAGUAUUAUAAGUUUUAAGUCAAGGUAUUAGAGAAAUUGGAAACUAUUCUACCUAAGAAGUGAUAUUCUACCUAUGAAAGGAUGUGUCUGUAUUACAUGUUGCUGUUGUACAUAUUGAAAUUUAUUGUAGUUGUGCCUCUCACCUUUAUAUAACCCUGAUUUUGAUGGUUUUUGUAAUGUAACAUGUAAGAGACUUUGUUAUAUAUGUGUGGAAAUGUUUACUUAGGUGUUUGCUUGUUGAGACGUAUACUCAGUGUGUUCCUAUAAAAUGGGUCAUGAAAGACUGGCCAGCUUUCUUGGUUUUUGCUAGUGACUGCUGAGAAUUUAAUUAGAACAAAAUAGACAAUUCAUCUUAAAAUGCAGAAGAAAACAGGAAGUUCUUUUUACUAGCUUGUAAUAAUGAGUGAAUUGUUUUAUAUUUUAAAGUUUCUGUUAUUUUCUUGUUUGAUGUAGAUAAAUUAUGUAAUUCGUACUUCACAAAAUUAAGAGUUUCUUUUAUCAACUGAUAAAGUUAGGGAAAAGUAAAAGAAGUGGAGUUGUGCCUUUUUAGAAAUUAUUAAUCAAUAAAUAUUGAAAAUAACUGUUGUAGUAUUGAUUUAUUGUAGUUUUCAUGAUGAUUAAAUAUUAAUGUGUAAAUGAUAUGGAAUAAUUUGCACGUCCAUAUAUGUUGACAAAUGUCAGCGGAAGUAUUGAAGCUAAAUUGAAUGUGAAAAAUCUGUGAUAUUUUCCAUUAAUUGAGCAAUCGGUACAUGGGUCAAUAUAUAGGUUUUUGUACAAAACAGAAUUGGGCCAGGAUAUAAAAAGAAUAAGUAAAUGGGCCUAUGACUAAGUGGGCUUAUGUUUUAACACCCCCCCUAAAACUGGAAUGGAUAUUGAGCAUUCCCAGUUUUCAAAACAAUGAUUGAAACGGGCCAAAGUGAAGAGAUUUUGUAAAUAAGUCAGCAAUUUGAUUGUUGGAGUUGAUCGACAUCAGAUGUAUUAUCUUGGACUGGAUUUUGUCGCGAACUAAGUGACAGUCCAUUUCGAUAUGCUUCGUUCUUUCGUGAAAGAUUGGAUUUGUUGCGAUGUGGAUUGCGCUUUGAUUGUCGCAGUAGAUGUUGACUGGUGCGGGAUGAUUUAUGUUGAAGUCUUGAAGUAGAUAUAGCAGCCAUUGAGCUUCACAAGAAGUGUUGGCUAGAGCGCGGUAUUCCGCUUCUGAAGAUGAGCGAGACACGACGGGCUGUUUCUUUGAUUUCCAGCUGACAAGGUUGUCACCUAGGAAGAAUGAGAAUCCAGUUGUUGAGCGUCUUGUAACGGGGCAAGCUCCCCAGUCAGAGUCGGUGAAGCCAGUGAGGAUGAGAGAUGAAUCA